AUGAUCUGUGAUGCGCUGUGCAGCUUCAAGCCCCAGAAAAGGGUGAUGUUCGCCUUUGGGAUCGUCGCGGCUGCGGACUCUUCGACCGAGACGUUUGUGAGGGAUCUCCUGGGAAGGAACCAGGCAGAGGUGAACCGAGAGCGGGAGCUGGAGGCGACAUUUGCCAACUUCGAUCAAGACAGGGAUGGCGAGCUGAACCACACCGAGUCCUGGGCCUGGUACCGGUUCCUUGAUGAGGAUGGCCAGGACUCCGACGUUUCAGAGCAGCACCAAGCUGCCUUCCUCGAGUUUGACCACGAUCACAACAGCAAGUUCUCUCGUGCCGAAGUUUUAGAGCUGCUCUCCUGCAUGGACAAGGUGGAAGCGUUGCAAGAGGCUGCAGACAUGGAGGAGGAAGACUCCGAGUCAGACGGGGAAGACGAAGAGCAGGAGGAGGACGAGGAGGAAGGGGAGGAGGAGGAUGAGGAUGAAUCUGAGGAAGGCUACGACGAUUCAGAAGAAGAUGAACACAUGGAGGAUCAGUAG
Molecule: messenger RNA, 525 nt
Organism: Symbiodinium natans
Lineage: Eukaryota; Dinophyceae; Suessiales; Symbiodiniaceae
Source: the annotation of a GenBank genome assembly